ACAUGGCGGACGAAACGACUUGUUGAGCCUACAAAAUUUCUCUCUCAAAUCUAAAUUUUAUGAGUAAUUCACGAAUCAUAAUACGAUAUAUAUAAAAUAAUCGAACUGAGCAAAGUAUCUGACAUGUUUGAAGUUGAUGAUUGGGAAGGGAGUACAGAACAAGAAGGGCUUAUUUCUGGUCUCUUUGGAACCAAAAUUUGUCAUGUUGAUCAAGAGAGUAAAUUUGAAUCGAUGAAGGAGUCUACGAAAAAAAAGAAAAGAAAAAGAAGAAAGGAAAAAAGUACAGAUAUGAAGGAAGAAGAGAAUGGGGACGAACAGCUGGGGGUUUUUAAGAAAGAAGGAUAUCUAAAACCAGCUGAUUUAGUAGAAAAGGAUGCAAGUAAUCUAAAAGCUAAAAAGAUAAAAACUUCUUCUUUGUUGCCUGAAAAUACUGAUGCAUCAGUAUCAAAUGAAUCUAUUGAAGUAACCAGCUCAAGGAAGAGAAGAGAUAGAAGSAAAAAGCAAAAAGCUAGGAUAGAAAACAAGGACGACAAAGGAAACAAUAAAGAAAAGGGAAAAGAAGAGAAUGAGGAAAAUGAUAUUAAUGCCACAAAAUCUGACUCAGGACAGCAAAAAUCACUACAAGUGACAAAUACAAACAAGGUCAGAAAAAUACCAAAUAAGAAAUCAGAAUUGCAAGACAAACUAAAGAGUAAGUUAGACUCCUCAAGAUUCCGAUGGAUUAAUGAACAGCUGUAUACGAUAACUGGUGACGAGGCUCUGGAGCUGUUUAAAGAUGACGAUUCCAUGUUUGAUGUUUAUCACCGAGGCUUCAGAAGACAAGUAGAACACUGGCCUGUGAAUCCUGUUGACGUUAUGGUUGACUGGAUAAAGCAAAGGCCUAAAUCAUUAGUUAUAGCAGAUUUUGGAUGCGGGGAUGCAGCCAUAGCACAAUCAGUACCAAACAAAGUCCACUCCUUUGACUUGGUGGCCAAGAAUGAUUGGGUUACAGCCUGCAAUAUGGCAAAGGUUCCCUUAAGUUCCAGCAGCGUAGAUGUUGCUAUAUUCUGUCUUUCAUUGAUGGGAACAGAUCUAGAAUCCUUCAUAAGAGAGGCACACCGAGUCCUCAAGCCUGGUGGAGUGCUGAAAAUUGCUGAAGUUGUUAGUAGAAUUAAUGUAAACACUUUUAUACCAUCGCUGUGUCAGCUGGGGUUCAAAACAGAUUUAAUAGAUGACUCCAACAAGAUGUUUAUUCUCAUGGAUUUCGUCAAAAACAGUUCUACUGAGAAACGAAAAGCAAAGCUUGAUCUCUCUGGCCUUUCAUUGAAACCUUGUAUUUAUAAAAGACGUUAGGGCAUUAUAAAAAAAAAUUGCAAUCUAGUAAUAUAAUCCCAAUAGACCUCUAGAAAUUAUUUGACUAGGUUUUGAAAUUUCCUUUCAGUUUAUCCCCACUUGUUUUAAGAAUCCAUUUUAAGUGAAGAAGACAAAAUACAAUCUUGAAGUGCUUGAA
Molecule: messenger RNA, 1489 nt
Organism: Actinia tenebrosa (Australian red waratah sea anemone)
Lineage: Eukaryota; Metazoa; Cnidaria; Anthozoa; Actiniaria; Actiniidae
Biological process (GO): cellular response to glucose starvation; rDNA heterochromatin formation; regulation of transcription by glucose
Cellular component (GO): rDNA heterochromatin; nucleolus; chromatin silencing complex
Molecular function (GO): methyltransferase activity
Source: RefSeq, a predicted model, not a curated record